GGAGUAAACUGUCACCACAUUGCUCCAAUGGGAAUUCAUCCUGACUAUCCGUUUGCACAUCUCUACAGAAUCGAGAAUUCAAACAUGCCAGAAGAAGUUCUCUGUUUUCUUUGGUAUCUCUGUGCUAUCUACACUGUAGGAAUUGCUUUCGACAUCCAGUGGCUAUACCAUUACGUCAACACUGUUCAAGACAAAAGAGACUGUUUCUCAACAUUCCUAAUGUGGUUUUCACCAUUGACUGUCUGGAGUGGAAAACUACGAAAAUCCGCGAAAGCAACGAAUCUAACAUUCAAGAAGCUGAAAAAAGGUGGACACAACCCAUUCUUCAAUCCACAUUCAAUCUACUUCUUUCAUCGUCCCGUUAAGGUCAACCGCAAAACAAGCAAAAUUCUUGCUCUUCCAACUCUCAUUCAUCACGGUGAUUUUUCAAGAGGAAUGUUUCCUACUCCAUUCAUUUCCAACUGGGUUCACUAUCCGGUCGAUUAUCAGAUGCAAUUUGAUGAAGAUUUACAGUAUUACAUGAUGAAGUUUGACAGAGGAAGACCAAACAGUUCAAAAGAAGAUAAACAAGAAGAAACAACUUCCCAAGCGACUUCUCAAGAUUACUGUGCUGAUUACUUUAAGGACGCUCAAUCUCCAGAUGAUGAAGUAAAUGUUGAAGAUAUCGAAGAAAAGUUCAAAUUCUGCAUAAAUGUUCAACCAGGAGAAGAUGCACGAAUGAUUGAAGACUCGUAUGAAUGUCCAGAUGAUCAUUAUGGAUGCUGCGAAGAACAUAUGCUGGAAUUCGAAAUGGAUCAUUAAAAGGCUUCAUUGAACACUUAUCCAAAUUGGCGAAUCAAACUCUUUGUUCCAUGUGUUUUAGUAUUAAUCACUAACUUUGUACCACAAUGGAUGCAUUUGCCUCUUUCUUUGCCAUCUUUUUUUGUCCCAACUAAUACAAAAUGGUUCCAAACUACUAAAGUUAAUCGUCUUUU
Messenger RNA from Arabidopsis arenosa, 974 nucleotides. NCBI's taxonomy places the organism in Eukaryota, Viridiplantae, Streptophyta, Magnoliopsida, Brassicales, Brassicaceae. The record is from the annotation of a GenBank genome assembly.